CUUAAAUCGCAGGUUUAAAGAUGGGUAAAAUAAUUCUAGAGUAUUUGGAUGGAAAUCGAAUUUAUGUAUGCACAAAAUGCCAUAUACAUUUAUCAAAUUACGAGAGUAGAAUAUCGAAGAAUUUCAGAGGUGGAACUGGUUAGGCAUUCUUGUUUGAUUAUGGUAUCAAUUAUCAUGUUGGAGUUCCUGAGGACAAGGAUUUGAUGACUGGAAAGCAUACAGUGCAAGAUCUGAUUUGCAAUGGUUGUAACUAGGUGAUUGGGUGGAAAUAUAUCAAAGCACAUCGAGAAUCAGAGAAAUACAAGGAGGGGAAGAUAAUUAUAGAAAGACAUUACAUAAAAAGAAUUAAAUGGAACUGAAUCUAUCUAUAUAUAUAAUAUAUAUUAUUAUAAC
Messenger RNA from Paramecium tetraurelia, 393 nucleotides. RefSeq lists its product as uncharacterized. NCBI's taxonomy places the organism in Eukaryota, Ciliophora, Oligohymenophorea, Peniculida, Parameciidae. The transcript has 4 exons. The record is from RefSeq and is a predicted model, not a curated record.